AUGUCGGACUCGAUCGAAUACUUGAAGAAAAUAUUUGGAAUCACGACGGAAUGUCUGAAUGGCGGUGUGCAAAUAUUGAAAGGACAAUGCAAAUGCCCGACAUUUUACCGGGGCAAUACGUGCGAGGAUAUUGUAUGCGCUAACAACGGUACUCUCGUCAAAAUACCGAACCUGGAACCGGCACAGUAUGUUUGCAAAUGCCCUCAUCCGGAGUAUAUUACUGGCAAACAUUGUGAGUUUGUGAAAUGCAUGAAUGGUGGUCAACUAAUGGAGAGUGGUUACUGCAGGUGCUCGAACUACUUGUAUUCUGGACAAUUUUGUCAAAUUAAUAACCAGGUAUUGAACAUAUUUAACUAG
Molecule: messenger RNA, 357 nt
Organism: Gongylonema pulchrum
Lineage: Eukaryota; Metazoa; Nematoda; Chromadorea; Rhabditida; Gongylonematidae
Source: the annotation of a GenBank genome assembly